This is a messenger RNA of Aegilops tauschii subsp. strangulata, 1111 nucleotides long. Lineage: Eukaryota; Viridiplantae; Streptophyta; Magnoliopsida; Poales; Poaceae. The record is from RefSeq and is a predicted model, not a curated record.
AUGGCGCCAUCGGAUACCAGGUUUGAGGUGGAGAAGUUCAACGGAACUGGAAGCUUUGGGUUAUGGCAGACAAGGGUGAAAGAUUUGUUGGCACAACAGGGAUGCUUGAAGGCGUUGUUGCAGGAAGCCAAGCCAGCUAAGAUGGAGGCGGAUGACUGGGAGGAGUUACAGUUGAAAGCAGCCGGGACUAUACGGUUGUGUCUGUCGGACCAGAUUAUUUAUCAUGUGAUGGAUGAGAAUUCGCCGAAGAAGAUCUGGGAGAAGCUGGGAAAUCUGUUUAUGUCCAAGACAGCGAGGACCAAGGUGUAUCUGAAGCAAAAGUUGUAUGGGAUGAGGAUGCAGGAGGGGUUCACAGAAACAGCUAGGACUUGGUACGUACUGCUGCUCGAGGAAAAAUCAACAACGCGGUCUUUUAAAAUUUGGGUUGACUCUUCUCCUUUUCCGUCGGGAAAGACGAAAGAUGUUUCGAGGGAACGUUCAUCCCGUUCUGUCUCCGGCUGCUCAUAUAUAGUAGAGCUUUGCAGCCUGGUGAGCUCAAAAUUCACAAAGCACAAUCCUCUCCGUUUCUCCAACACCAAGUCUCUCUCUCCCCCGCCCCCUCCUUCAACAAUUGUGCUUCAUGUGCUCCAGCUCCCGGCGGGCUCAGCAGUCGGGCGCGCUUUGUGUGCUCGAGCUCCACCGUACAAGGAUCCAUGUGAUUUCUGGCACUGGGAACUAGAGUACGUGGAUCAUCUUGUUGGUACAAGUGUCCUUGUUGGUGCUUAUGCCCUUGAUGCAAUGGUUGCGGCACAGGAUAGAAGGGAACAGCUACAACGCGCAAAAAAACAGUGUGAAAAGAAUGCAUGUGCCAAGAGUGGCAACAUUGGAGGCAGGACAAAUUACAGUCAGAGCAAUGUGGCAACCAUUACGAAGCACCAAGCUUAUACGAUGUUAGGACUAGGGAGACAAAUUGUUUUCAUGCUGAAGCUGUUGACGGCUAGUGUAAUGGUGUUGUGUGUGUUGCUGAUUGUGAAGAAAUAGUAUAUUUGUGAUCGUAUCAAGGCGAUUAUCAUGGUCACAUGUAAUAAUAGCUUAAUAAGAAGAGGUGUUCUAACAUGAUACCUCUUACACC